Molecule: messenger RNA, 1060 nt
Organism: Zychaea mexicana
Lineage: Eukaryota; Fungi; Mucoromycota; Mucoromycetes; Mucorales; Lichtheimiaceae
Product: concanavalin A-like lectin/glucanase domain-containing protein
Exons: 2
Coding region: 122-1006 (294 amino acids)
Molecular function (GO): protein binding
Source: RefSeq, a predicted model, not a curated record
CAGCGUAGCCUUUCUCUCAUCUCUUCGUCUGUGCUCAGCAUUUUUGCGGGUUAUAAUGCAGCAAUCCGAGAAUUCCAUAUAAAAAGCACAGCCAUAGUAUUUUUCCUCUUUCUACGCUAUUAUGCCGGAAUUUGUCGAAGAAGAACCACCGAGCUACCAGCACGCUUUCCAAGCUGGUCUCGAUGAAGAUUCCGUUGUUCACGAAUUUGGCCGGUUCAAGGACACCAGUCUCGAUUCAUUCGAAAGAGGCGAACUAUUUGUACAAGCAUUCCGAUCCCAGAUCAAUGGAGCUGUUCCUCCAGAAUUAGUGGAACAAGUGCGCCAACAUGGGCUUCAAUCUGUACAGCGACUGGAUCAAACGACACACAGUAACUCAUUAUUUAAGCACCCUUUGGCUACUGCAAACCAGCCGCCGUUUCAUAUUACUACCAUGUCCGGUGAUGAUAGUCUUACUCCUAUUGUCGAGUUUUGGCCACGGCUGCGUAACCGUGGUAAUGAUAUGGAUUGGGAUAUCACGUUACAAGCGACGCAUCCAUACCUUGUAUCCUAUGGGGAAGGUGAUGAUAAAGUACACUCGCUGCAUUAUUUCGAAAUCACAGUGCAAGAGGCCAAAUCCGAUGUGGUCUUGUCAAUAGGAUUGUCGACAAAACCAUAUCCUCUAUUUCGAAUGCCAGGUUGGAACAACCACUCGAUCGGAUAUCAUAGUGACGAUGGAAGAAAGUUUAUCGACGACGCCUCAGGAGGUCAAGAUUACGGACCGAGCUGGAAAAAAGGCGAUACUGUCGGGUGUGGCUACUCUCCCACGGAAGGCAAUGUGUUCUUCACGAAGAACGGACAGAUGCUAGGCAUUGCGUAUUCCAGCAUAUCCCCGCUAAACUACUAUGCUAGUCUGGCAGCAGAUGGCCAUGCCAAGGUUAAUGUCAACUUUGGUACACGACCUUUCCUCUAUUACCCACCACCUCCUCCUCCCUCUUCUUCUUUUUCGUAUCCUCCUCCUCCACUGUAGUACUGUAUUGAUUGAAAAAAAAGAAUAAAAAACAAACAAUGCAUAUAGAAAGGA